AUGGCCUCUGUGCGUUGUAUUGAAUAUAUAAGAAAGCCAGAGUUCAGCUGGCAGUUGAAACUGGUGAGGGAUGUGAAAAGCAACAAGAAGGGCUUCUACAGGGGUGUUGGGAACAAAAAUAUGACCAAGAAAAACAUGGGCUCAUUGCUGAAUGUGUUGAGGAAAAUAGGAGGUGGAGGAUUUGGAGAAAUUUACGAUGCACUGGACUUGCUUACUCGGGAAAAUGUUGCACUGAAGGUCGAAUCAGCUCAGCAGCCAAAGCAAGUACUGAAAAUGGAAGUAGCUGUGUUGAAGAAAUUGCAAGGAAAAGAUCAUGUCUGUAGAUUCAUUGGAUGUGGAAGGAAUGACAGAUUUAACUAUGUGGUCAUGCAGUUGCAGGGUCGGAACCUGGCAGACCUGCGUCGGAGCCAGUCUCGAGGAACAUUCACAAUUAGUACCACUCUGCGGCUUGGGAAGCAGAUUUUGGAAUCUAUUGAAAGUAUUCAUUCUGUGGGAUUCCUGCACAGGGACAUAAAACCGUCUAACUUCGCAAUGGGACGUUUUCCUAGCACCUGUAGGAAGUGUUACAUGCUGGAUUUUGGCUUGGCACGGCAAUUUACCAACUCAUGUGGGGAUGUCAGACCA
This is a messenger RNA of Phaethon lepturus (White-tailed tropicbird), 624 nucleotides long. RefSeq names its product tau-tubulin kinase 2-like. NCBI's taxonomy places the organism in Eukaryota, Metazoa, Chordata, Aves, Phaethontiformes, Phaethontidae. Gene Ontology annotation, cellular component: cytoplasm; ciliary basal body; ciliary transition zone. The annotation marks the transcript as partial. The transcript has 5 exons. The record is from RefSeq and is a predicted model, not a curated record. Gene Ontology annotation, molecular function: protein serine/threonine kinase activity; ATP binding. Gene Ontology annotation, biological process: signal transduction; cilium assembly; peptidyl-serine phosphorylation.